UUUGUUGUGUAGAUCUCUUUGUUCUGAAAAGUUUCGAUCUGUUCUUACCGUGCGGCAUUUUCCCAUCUUUUAUUAAAUCACGAUGGAUGUAGAUCAGAUCGGCCAGAAAGUGAAGUAUGCCAUUAAAUACAGUAUUCCAGCUCAUACUGGUGAUGUUAGAGCUGUAGCGGCUAUUCAACAUCCAGAAAAUUACAUAGUAACUGGUUCUCGAGAUACACUAGUUAAGCUUUGGGCUCCAAACACUGAAGGUGUUUAUGAGGAAGCAAAUGUAUUCUGUGGAGCAACUAAAUAUGUAUCUUGCUUGUGUGUAUUGCCAGCUAGCCAUGAAUAUCCUGAAGGUUUAAUUUUAGCUGGAAGUAGUGACUGUGCUAUUUAUGGAUUUGCAGUCAAUCAUUCAGAACCUGUAAUGAAAUUGCUGGCUCAUUCCGAUAAUGUUUGUUGCUUGUCUGCUGGACCUUUUGGGACUUUUGUAAGUGGAUCAUGGGAUAAAACAGCAAGAGUAUGGUCUGGCCAGCAGUGUCAUAUAGUUUUGACUGGCCAUAUGGAAUCAGUUUGGGCAGCUGAAUUUCUACCUGAACCAAAUCUUGUACUUACUGCUUCAGCAGACUUUGAUAUUCGUUUGUGGCGCUCAGGAAAAUGCGAAAAAGUUUAUAAAGGUCAUACUGAUUGUGUAAGAGGUUUGGCUAUUCUACGUCGCGAUCAUUUUUUGUCAUGCAGCAACGACUGCACAGUAAGAUUGUGGUCCACAGCUGGUGAUUUGUUAGCAACUUAUGAGAGUCAUACCGCUUACAUAUAUUCAAUAACUCUUUUGCGAUCAGGAGCUGAUUUUGCAACAUGUGGUGAAGAUAGUAAAGUAAAAAUUUGGAGAGAUGGAGAUUGUAUUCAAACGUUGUACUUUACCGGUAAAACAUUGUGGUCAAUAGCUUGCACAGCAAAUGGAAAUUUAGCUGUUGGAUGUAGCGAUGGAACUUUGUUUAUUCUGGGAGAAGUACCUAUGGAUGAAGAGGUUCCCGAAGAAAUUUAUGAGAGGCCAAUACAUGAAAUUACGGAUGAGUUUGACGAUGCUGAGAGCAUCUUAAGUAAAGAAGGUGAGCAUGAUGGAGAGACAAGGUUUGUGUUCGAACAAGGUAAUAAUUGUAUGGUCGUGUAUACAUGGGAUGCACAGUCAAAGCAGUGGGAAAAGAAGGAUUUUGCGUCGGAAGGAAUGAUUGGAGACAUUGGUAAAUUGCCCGAAAGUAACACAGACAGGGUGAAGACCAUGAGUUUUAAUGUUGAUGUUGAAGGUGUUAUGCAUCAGAUCGUAUAUAAAAUGGGUGAAGAACCUUGGGAAGUUGCUCAAAGAUUUGUGGCUGAGCACAAUUUACCUAUAGAUCAUGUUCAAACGGUUGCAUCUUUCAUCUUAGAUAACACUGGUGAUGGUGCAUUUAGUGAGUUUGAUAUUGUGCAAAAUGAAAAAUUUAUUACCUAUGACAUUGUAAAUGUUGAAGGUCUUACUGCAAAACUGACUGAAUUUAACUCAAAAGUGAAAAAGGUACAUCAACUUUCAGAAGAACAAUUGAAGCAGCUCUUGGUUUUAUUGACUUUGCCUAAUAAAGUUUCUGAGGAGCAAAUGUCUGCAUUGGAAACUGCUCUUAUGUGGGAAGAGGAAUUCCUCUUUCCAGUCUUGGAUUUACUACGUGUAGCAAUAAAAUGUGCUGGAAUGUACAGCAAGGUUUCUAAUCCUACUUUUAUAAACCACCUUUUGCAAGUUCUAACUGAAACUAAAUUUUGGAUGAAUCGCAAUUUGAUCAUUAAGAUAUUUUGCAACAUGUUUGGAUAUCGUGAGGGUAAACUAACUGUUCAGAAAUUUAAUGAGAGAAUUAUGUCAUCUGUUGGAAAUGUUCUUCAGAAAGGUGAUACACGUACUGAGAAAGCUGGGUCUGCUUUGUUUUUAAAUUUUUCAACUUUGCUUUCUGAAUUUGGAAUGUCUUGUAAUGUCAAAUUAUGUUGUGAUAGUGUAGUAGAAUUUAUAACUAAAAUAAGUGAUUUUGAAACCAUAUACCGAGUUUUGAUUGUAAUUGCAAGUAUGAUGGAUUAUGAUAAAGAUACCAUAAAAAUAUUUGAAGCUCCAAUAGUCGUUGGAGCACUGUUUAAUUUCCAAGACUUGAGAAUUCCUAAGACCCAGGAACUUCUCAAAGUGAUAUUAAUGCGAAUUGAGAAUUUUGAUGACCAUUCUGACGAUGACAAGCCAUCAACAUCUUCAACAUAAGUGCUUUAUUAACCUUUUCAGUGUAUUUACCAUUAGCAGUCAUCUGUAUUUACCAUUUUUUUUUUAGAUAUGGCAUCUUAAGUAUUUCUUUCUACACGCAACGAUGCAUCAAUUCCGUAAAAUAAAAAGAACAAAGUUGGACUGCAUAAAAUUUGAUACAUUCUCAAAAGUUUUAUACAUUCUAAAUUACUAAAGUCUAGUCAUUUAUGUUACUUACGAACAAAAAAAAAAAAAAAAAAAAUACGAUUAAGAAUUUUACAACCAUUCAAAAUUUAAGACUUACAGCUAUUUUUAAAUUCAUGCCAACUUUUAAAUACAUUUUUUUAAACUGUUAAAAUAUGUGUAUAGAUUUCGCCUUUUUUUAAAAUAAAAAUUUGGUUCAAUUAAAAAUUUUCUCUGUUGUUUUGCUUUUUUUUCUUCUUUUAACUUUUAAACUGAGUUCAUAACCUAAUGGUACAUAACAAUAUAGAAAUUAAUUUAAUAUUGUUAAUGAUAUAUAUUUUAAAUUUUUAUAAGUAAUUGAUUUCUUAUGGUUUAGCAUGCUGUUAUUUUAAAAUUAUAAAUUUUAAGUAUGAUCAUUUUCCAUUUUUGAAAUGUCUUGAAAAACUUUCCAGGCAUGUUGCAAAAUAUUAAAAAUCUGCAGUAUAGUUGUUCUUAACAAAUGUUUAUGGCCGCUUGGUUUCUAAAUAAAUAAAUUCAAGUAUAGAGCAUAUUGAGUAUAUAUAUAUUGGAAUUUUGUAUAAAAGCAGCAAAUGUGUAAGUUUUUGAUGCCAGUGUAAAAACUAUGAAAUUUAAAAUGUAUAUGAAAGCAAUUGUUAACAGCCAUCUGUGAUAUUGCACCUGUGAGUGUCUGUAUAAGUGCUCUUUUAUAUUAUAUACCUAUUAUAUUUGAAAGUUCUUCAAUUUUGUAAUGACUGUUUAAUUCUGCAAUUGUAUUUUUUGAAAGAACCAAAUAAAAUUUUC
Messenger RNA from Uloborus diversus, 3211 nucleotides. RefSeq names its product phospholipase A-2-activating protein-like. Gene Ontology annotation, molecular function: ubiquitin binding. The transcript is spliced from 9 exons. Gene Ontology annotation, biological process: ubiquitin recycling; proteasome-mediated ubiquitin-dependent protein catabolic process. Bases 83 to 2248 code for a protein of 721 amino acids. The record is from RefSeq and is a predicted model, not a curated record. Gene Ontology annotation, cellular component: cytoplasm; nucleus. NCBI's taxonomy places the organism in Eukaryota, Metazoa, Arthropoda, Arachnida, Araneae, Uloboridae.